AUGUUUACUGAUGCACAGGAUGUAGCGGAUACGCAUUAUGAUGCAAAUGUUGGAAGGCUGGCGGCACAUCCUGCGUCCGUCUACUCUGCCUUUCACCGACCCAAUUUACUCAAAACAAGGGAUGGUGUUUUUUCCAAUAUGGUCUCGUCUUCUGGUAUUUCCCAAAUUUCCUCGGGAACUCUGGAUGCAGUGCCCUCUAGACCUCCGUGUUAUGAAGAGGUUGCAACUAUGCGGCCGCCGAACUAUUCUAUCGAGGCCCCCGCUAUCUUUCGCUUACUUUCUGGAGGCAACAAUCAUAACACCAGUGGUUUUGCAGGCACUUCUAGUGGACGUCCACCAAGUAUUGCCGAUAUCCUUAUUGAUGGCAUUCCAUUGGGGUCGUGGUCUUCUUUCUUUGGCCCCAUGGCUGUUGUCGUUGUUUCCCAGUUUGUGGGGUUUCUAUUGACUCUGAUGCUUGUACGCUCGCACGCUGGCCAUCAUGGUGCGUUUGCUGGUCUUGGCUUGCUACUGGCCAUUUUUGCAUUUAAUGGUGGCUUUGAAAGUGCAAGUUCCAGCGGGUUCAUCACCCCUACAAAUGACCGGCUGUUGGAUUCGCAGUCUUUGGUGCUGACUACAUCUGUGUUGGACCCAUUUCUUUUGGUCUCUGUGAUCGUUGUCGGACUUGCGUUAUUCUUUUUUUCGUUUUACUCAUAUGCACGCCUUCGCUCAAAGGCGGCCUCGUCGCUGAGUCAGCUGCAAUCGAUGGAGCAGCAAGCUUGA
Messenger RNA from Mitosporidium daphniae, 759 nucleotides. RefSeq names its product regulatory subunit 4 of 26S protease. The record is from RefSeq and is a predicted model, not a curated record. Gene Ontology annotation, cellular component: Golgi apparatus; endoplasmic reticulum; perinuclear region of cytoplasm. Lineage: Eukaryota; Fungi; Microsporidia. The coding region runs from base 1 to 759 and encodes 252 amino acids. Gene Ontology annotation, biological process: vacuolar transport; metal ion transport; positive regulation of protein ubiquitination. The transcript has a single exon.